AGAUAGAACAUUUUCUUCUUCGGAGAACAUAUUAUUUCCCUCUUUCCCUGCUAUCGAUGUAUGUAUACAGUUUUUACAUCAAAAUACUCAUUUUACUUCAAAUAUUUCUAUUCAUUUUAGCAAAUAAACUUAUUUCGUCGACGACUAGGCGAUCUUGAAGAUGAAGCAAGACGUUAUAAAGCAGAAACACAACGUUUAGCAUCAGAAAUCGCACGUUUACAAAAUGAAAUUCAAAAUGAAACAUUUGUCAAAUCAUCAUUAGAUACAGAAAAAAUGGCAUUGGAAGACGAAUUAGCCAUGUUAAAACAAAUGCAUGAAGCUGACUUGAAUGAAUUACGUUCAAAAACAGUUGUUGAUGUCAAUUUGGAUCCAUCACAUUUUUUCAGAAAUGAAUUAGCACAAGCGAUACGUGACAUACGAAAUGAAUUUGAAGCAUUGAAUGAUCAGCAACGUGCUGAUUUACAUAACCGUUAUAUGAUGUCUUAUAAUGAAUUGAUUCUUCGUCAUCAAAAACCAGACUUGGAUCCAAUUCAAAGUGAACAACAACGUGUACAAGAAGAAAAAUUACGUACAACACUAUUAUCGACAAGAAAUGAAGUAGCACAUAUGAAAGCUAGAAAUGAAGAAUUAAAUAAUAGAAUUAGAGAAUUACAAGUACAUAUUGAUCAAGAACGUGAUGAAGGUGGACGUAUUGUUCAAAAACGAGCGGCUGAAAUCGAUGAAUUAAGACGAAAAUUAGAACAACUUCAAAAAGAGUACGAUGAAGUAACAACAAUGAAAACAUCUUUGGAAAAAGAAAUAAACACUUAUCGAGAGUUAUUAGAAGGAACCAAUAAUCGUGAAGGUUUGAAACAGAUUGUUGACCAUGUUGUGGAAGAAGCAAGACGUUUGGAAUCGGAAAGAGCGGCCAGCAGCUCGACCAAUGUGGUGGGUUCAAUUGGUUAUGGUGGUGGAAGAUCUUCAACAAUCCAACGAACAUUUAUUACUACACAAAGUACAGGAGGAUCAUCAAGCGGAAUCAGUGGAUUGAUUUCAGGCGGUGCUCGAUCAUCGGGUUUUGGAAGUGGCAGUGGAUUUAGUUCAGGUGGUGCUGGGCAAGGCUAUUCAACAUCUGUUCGUCGUGAAUUUUCAUCGUCAUCUCAACAACAAUAA
Didymodactylos carnosus is the source of this 1152-nucleotide messenger RNA. Lineage: Eukaryota; Metazoa; Rotifera; Eurotatoria; Philodinida; Philodinidae. The record is from the annotation of a GenBank genome assembly.